This is a messenger RNA of Cladophialophora immunda, 1202 nucleotides long. RefSeq lists its product as uncharacterized. The coding region runs from base 181 to 1128 and encodes 315 amino acids. The transcript has a single exon. NCBI's taxonomy places the organism in Eukaryota, Fungi, Ascomycota, Eurotiomycetes, Chaetothyriales, Herpotrichiellaceae. The record is from RefSeq and is a predicted model, not a curated record.
CGGUGUGAGCGGGACUGUAUUCCAGACUGCAGCAGGGCUAUCCAUUAUAUAGUCCAGAACUGGAGGGGUUUCUGUCCACCCAACCCGCAGAUAUACACAUGAUAAGUCUCGAGUUGCAACAUACCAAGUGUCGUCACUGUCCAUGAGCUUAAGUUCUUGAAACAACAACCUGGCCUGAAGAUGAAUUUCCCACCACCACCGUCAUCGCCGUCGUCGUCGCCGUCCAGCAUCGAACUCACGCAGACAUUCCACCACUCCACGGCCCUCUACGCCUACCACAUCCGCUGGACGGCCCUUGGAGACACGGCCUCGCCACCGGUCGUCUUCGUGCACGGCACGCCGUGGUCCUCGCGCGUGUGGCACGCCUACGCACAGUCGCUCGCGCGGUACUUCCACGUCUACCUGUUCGACAACCCCGGGUUCGGCGACAGUCCGCUCGGCGAGCCCCUCCCAGGCAAAGAAGGCGUCAUCAGCCGCGAAGUCGCGCUGGACGCCGAUCUGGCGCAGCAGUCGGAGGUGUUCGCCGCGCUCUACAAGUCCUGGGAGCCCGAGUGGCGGGGCGCCCGCAAGGCCCACGUGGUGGCGCAUGACCAUGGCGGUCUGAUGGCUCUGAGAGCGCAUCUGCUGCAUGGUUGCGAGUACCGGAGUCUGUGCCUGAUUGACGUCGUCGCGCUAGGGCCGUUCGGACAGCCCCUCUUCAAACUGGUGGCAGAGAACGAAGGGGUGUUUGCCGCAUUGACCGGGCCGGUGUUUGAAGGCGUCGUCGAGGCGUACAUCCGGGACGCGGCGCACCGUGACCUCGACAGGGAAACCAUGGAAAUGCUGAAGAGGCCCUGGAUCGCGAGCGAGGAGGGGAGGAAGGGCUUCGUUAGGCAGAUGGUCCAGGCCAACAGUCGCAGCACGGAGGAGGUCGAGGGCAGAUAUCACGAGGUUGGGAAGCAAAUGCCAGUAAGGGUCAUCUGGGGAAAGGAGGACAAGUGGAUUCCCGUCGGGACAGCGGAGAGGUUGAAGGAGAAGCUGGAUGCUAAGGACGUGGUGAUCAUAGAAGGAGCGGGUCAUCUGGUAAUGUAUGAUCAACCAGGGAGAUUAGGGGUUGAAUUGGGAUGGUGGUUGGGUAAUAUGAACUAAAAUAUAGAAAGAGGUUGAAAGAGGUUCGAUGGUGGAUGAUAGAGCAGCUCAGCGACGCUCAUCGAGGCUCAUCC